AUGGAAAAAGUGGACAAGAACGAUUCCAGCGCGAACAAAACGUACACAGCUACCGUACUCCGAGAAAUGCGAGACUACUUUAUGGAUCAGUUUGAUCACAACAAAGAUGGUGUCAUUGGUAUGGACGAAUUCGUCGGAGUGACGGACCAUAAUCAGGGCCACAGUAAAGGAGAGUGGGUUCCCAACGAAGACAAAAUACUGGAAGAAGCGGCCCGGCAAUAUCAAGAAGCUGAAGCACGUGAGCUCGCAGCGCGAACGGCACAGCAGCAGCAGGCUGGUCGAAAUGUGGUACCGCAGAUGAGCAAUGUGGGCACGCACCCGGACAUGCCGGCAAAUGCUCCAGUCAUCCAGCCACUACCGCCGAGUGAUCAGGUUCCGGUAAUGAGUGUACUGGGAUCACCACAGACACAGACUGGGCAAUUUAAUGCCCCUCCCGUUCCAUCAGGCCAACCGAGCGCUCAUCCAGAACAAACGGGCCAGCAACCUGGAAAUCUAGCAGGCGCUCCAGUUACACAGACAGGCACUUUUCAUGCACCUCAAGGACAACCGGUUCCGCCUGGUAUGCAACAGGGACUAGCCCAGAAUACUGGGUUCCAGGCGAACAAUCCGAUUCCGCAGGCCCCACCUGUUCAACCUGGCACACAACAGGGAUUCCACUCAGACCAAACAAGACAGCAGCCUGGAAUCCAAGCUGGCAAUCAAGUUCCUCAAGCCGGCUCCUUUGGCACACCGCAAGCACCCAAUAUCAAUCAGGAUGUGCAUCCAGAUCAAACGGGUCAGCGUAGUUUUCAAGCAGGUCAAGCUCCUCAAACCGGGAACUUUGGCUCAGUUCCAAACCAAUCUGGACAGUUACCGCAAGUAAACCCCAGUCAACCGAAUUUACAACCAGUAGUUCAAAUAAACCCAACUGGUCAACAACCGGCACCUGCAGGAUUUGCUCCGGGUCAGGGGAAUGCGGGUGCACCUCAGGUUCCAUUAAACCAAGCUGGAGCAUCAGCAGGUGGGCAGUGGACACAACCAGCGUCACCACAGAUUGUCCCGGCUGGAUCCUCAUCAGGGAAUCCAGUGCCUGUUAGUGCAUGA
Messenger RNA from Echinostoma caproni, 1083 nucleotides. Lineage: Eukaryota; Metazoa; Platyhelminthes; Trematoda; Plagiorchiida; Echinostomatidae. The record is from the annotation of a GenBank genome assembly.